Protopolystoma xenopodis is the source of this 486-nucleotide messenger RNA. The record is from the annotation of a GenBank genome assembly. Lineage: Eukaryota; Metazoa; Platyhelminthes; Monogenea; Polystomatidea; Polystomatidae.
AUGUCCCAUCUGCUUCCUCCCACUAAGCGAACACUUAACUCUUCGGACAAUGUUCCUCUUCCCUCUGGGGACUGUCAAUUAAAUGGUAGUGGAUCAGGACCCCGAGCUUUGCUUAAAUCGAUGCGCGAGUGUAGAAAGAUAUCAAAACUUGAGUGGAGUCACCUUCAUCGAUCCAUUCGCAAUGCUACCUCAUACAAUCGUCUUGGCGUCAAUGAUCUUCGAAACAUUCUACGUGCUGCCAUCGGCGUUCAGUUGUCCGACGAGCAAGUUUAUGAACUAUUGAAUCGUUUCGAUCCGCAAAUGUCGGGCACUCUGCCAUAUAGCAAGGUUUUACAGGAACUCGAACAGACUUAUACUGGAGUGAGUGGGCCACCCACAUCUCUGACUCCAAAUAAAGAGAUUAAGACAUGCGUUACAAAAAAGAACAAUGAAACUCAAGCCAAUUUAAAGCUAAUCAAAGAGGCCGAAGAUGGCAGGAAAGUCUAG